CUCUCUUCGUCUCUCUCCCAACUCCAACCUCUUCUUCUCCUCUCCAACUCCAUGGAUCUCCUUCCCCGCCAUGUGAAACCCUAGAAACCCUAACGCUCGCUGGGCCCUCUCCAAUGGGCAACUGCUGCCGCUCCCCCGCUGCUGUGGCUCGUGAAGACGUCGACCCUCGCAAACCCCAACCCCGACCUCACCGUACCGCCAACCCAGAGCCCAAACCUAAGCCCCUCUCCGUCCUCUUGCCUGGAACCUGCGACAUCGAUGGUAACAUCGAGGAGAAGUACCUCGUUGACCGCGAGCUCGGCCGCGGUGAGUUUGGCGUCACCUACCUUUGUAUGGACAAGGAUACCCGGGAGCUGCUUGCCUGCAAGUCCAUUCCCAAGAGGAAGCUUCGCACUGCCGUUGACGUUGAGGAUGUGAGGAGGGAGGUCUCCAUCAUGCGCCAUCUUCCGCGGAGCCCGAGCAUCGUGUCUCUUAGGGAGGCUUGUGAGGAUGAGCAUGCUGUUCAUCUUGUUAUGGAGCUCUGCGAGGGCGGCGAGCUCUUCGAUCGCAUCGUUGCUAGAGGGCACUAUACUGAACGUGCUGCCGCUGCUGUCACGAAGACGAUUGUUGAGGUUGUUCAGCUCUGCCACAAGCAUGGUGUGAUUCAUCGGGAUCUUAAGCCGGAGAACUUCUUGUUCGCGAACAAGAAGGAGAACUCGCCUCUCAAAGCCAUUGAUUUUGGCCUUUCGAUAUUCUUCAAGCCUGGUGAGAGAUUCUCUGAAAUUGUGGGAAGUCCAUAUUACAUGGCUCCUGAAGUUCUCAAGCGGAAUUAUGGACCAGAAAUUGACAUUUGGAGCGCAGGAGUUAUUCUUUAUAUCUUAUUAUGUGGAGUUCCUCCUUUCUGGGCUGAAUCUGAACAGGGGGUUGCACAAGCCAUUCUUCGAGGUAUUAUUGAUUUCAAGCGUGAACCGUGGCCUAGUGUUUCUGAAAGUGCUAAGGAUCUAGUUCGGCAUAUGUUGGAGCCUGAUCCAAAACUUAGACUAACUGCAAAACAAGUGUUAGAGCAUUCUUGGCUUCAAAAUGCCAAAAAGGCUCCAAAUGUUCCUCUUGGAGAUGUUGUUAAGUCCAGGCUUAAGCAAUUUUCAGUCAUGAACAGAUUCAAAAGGAGAGCUUUAAGGGUAAUUGCUGAUCACUUAUCUGUCGAAGAAGUUGAAGACAUAAAAGAAAUGUUCAAGAAAAUAGACACAGAUAAUGAUGGAAUUGUUUCCUGUGAGGAACUGAAGGCUGGGCUUACGAAAUAUGGCACCCAUCUUGCCGAAUCUGAGGCGCAGAUGCUCAUUGAAGCAGUAGAUACCCAUGGAAAAGGAGUGCUAGAUUAUGGAGAAUUUGUCGCAGUUUCACUUCAUUUGCAGAGGAUGGCUAAUGAUGAACAUCUACGGCGCGCCUUUUCCCACUUUGAUAAAGACAGUAAUGGCUAUAUUGAGGCGGAAGAACUCCAUCAGGCUUUGGUGGAAGAUGGACCCGAUGACAGCAUGGAUAUUGCCAAUGAUAUUCUACAAGAAGUUGACACUGACAAGGAUGGAAAAAUCAGCUAUGAUGAGUUUGUAGCCAUGAUGAAAACUGGAACAGACUGGCGGAAAGCCUCCCGACACUAUUCCAGAGGAAGAUUUAACAGCCUCAGUGUCAGGCUAAUGAAAGACGGGUCACUAAACAUGGGCAGUGAGAACUAAUCAACAAUUGGAGAAGGUUUUACCAUUGUGCAGUGGUGCACUGAUUGACAUUUUUCCUCCCUGUUUUCUUUUUUUAAUUUCUUCUGAUUGUUUUGGGUGGACUUCGAUUGAGGUGGCCCCUUGGAUCGAGUUCACUUUGUAAGUUGUAUUUACAUCUUCCACACACUGUUUGCCACCAAAUGAUGAUGAUGAUGUUGCGUUCGUGUUGAAUCUCGUUAUCAGGAAUUGUUAUACCA
This is a messenger RNA of Dioscorea cayenensis subsp. rotundata (Guinea yam), 1945 nucleotides long. RefSeq names its product calcium-dependent protein kinase 3-like. NCBI's taxonomy places the organism in Eukaryota, Viridiplantae, Streptophyta, Magnoliopsida, Dioscoreales, Dioscoreaceae. Gene Ontology annotation, cellular component: nucleus; cytoplasm. Gene Ontology annotation, biological process: peptidyl-serine phosphorylation; protein autophosphorylation; intracellular signal transduction. The transcript is spliced from 7 exons. Bases 114 to 1709 code for a protein of 531 amino acids. The record is from RefSeq and is a predicted model, not a curated record. Gene Ontology annotation, molecular function: calcium ion binding; ATP binding; calmodulin binding.